Molecule: messenger RNA, 4120 nt
Organism: Dacryopinax primogenitus
Lineage: Eukaryota; Fungi; Basidiomycota; Dacrymycetes; Dacrymycetales; Dacrymycetaceae
Exons: 2
Coding region: 1-3972 (1323 amino acids)
Source: RefSeq, a predicted model, not a curated record
AUGGAGGAGGAUCCCAUAGCGGAUCUGCGGUAUAUUCUUGAGGAGCUUACACAAGGAGAAGAGGAGACAUGGUUCGCCAACUUGGCAGCCGUCGAGGAAGAACGUAAUUCCUUAUUGAAGCGCGUCCAACGCUCCGAUGCCGAAGUAAUUUAUCUACGAAAAGCUCUGGUUGCAGCUCAAGAACACGUGGAACUACUGCGUUCGGAACGACCAACGCCGUCUGAGAACGACGAGAACUACGAGAACGACCGAGAGACCGCUGCUGUUGAGCGUUCACGAAUCUCGGAGGAUCUCGCUCGCCUAGGAAAGAGCAUACGACAUAAAGAGGGGUCAGUAUCUCUGGUCUUGGGGGAAGAGCAGGAUAUUGACACCCUUCUCAGGGAAGUGUUGAAAGAGAUACAACGGGUGGCAAGCUCAAGUAAACAACGGACACCACCUACCGCGUCCACGUCUGCAUCGGUACUGCCUCCUAUAGCCAGCCCAGAGAUAAAUUUCCGCGAAUCAAUCGGUCCUUCAUCAAGUUGGGUGGAUCCGGACGCAUAUGUUCAAACGAUUGCGCCUCUGCUCGAUGCGGUCGACCGUCUACGUGCAGAACGCGACGACCUUCGCCGUUCCCUAGAUUUCGCACGCACCGAAUAUCGUUUCACGGUUGCGGAUCUCGAAGAGCGAUUGACACAGAUGGCUGAGAAGGUUAAAGCCGUCGAUAGUCAAACGAGUGGGGCGGAACUGCAGAGCCUCAGGCAGGAGCUUGAAGUUCAAAGGCGGAGAGCGGACGAAGCUGAGGCUCUGGAGCGCCGACUCGACAUUCAGAAGCAAGAACUAUCUCAGGCCGAAGCCACAAUAGCUCGCUUGCAAACAGCCGUUGCGAAUAGCUUGACUCAGCCCUCCACCAACGCCGAAGGCGACGCGGCUGCUCUUCGGGCAGCGCUGUCACAUGCUGUCGGUGAUGCACAGAUCAUUUCCGACCAGCUCGCAGCGUGCGAAACCAGAUUGGCAACAAGACAAGAGAUGAUCGAAGCGCUGCAAGAGGAGCUGGAAGAGAUUGGUAAACAACGAGAUGCCCUUGGAUCAGAAGUUGAGUCCCUGCAAGCCUCACUCGCCAGAGCAGCUUCAACUGUCGGGAACGAGGUGCUGAAGAACGAGCAUCGAUCGCUCAAACUUGAGAUGCAAGCGCUAGAGGCUGCUCUUCUGAAAGCAGAGAAGGCAGCAAAGACCGCACAACAUACCGUAGAUUCUCUCCGCGCGGAGACCGCUGCCUCCAACUCUGGCGACACCGAUGAGACUGUUCGCUUACUGCGGGCUCAGAGGGACGACCUUCAGAAGAAAGUUGUGGAGCGCGACAACCUCGUGCACGAAGUGCGCAAGGAGAUCAUGCGCGUGGACACGAACCUCAAGAUGGCGGAGAUGCGGAUUGAGCGGCUUGGCAAGGAGGCUACCCAGCAUCAAGCAAGGAAGGAAGAGCUGAAGAAGCAGAUUGUGGAGCUUGAGGCUGAGCGAACGGAACGGAUAGAUACGAUCUUCACUCUGGAAGCGGAGAAGCUUGAGCUUCAAAAUGCUCUGAACACUCGGGCGACAUCGCAGCAGGGUAUUGCCGGCGAUUACGCCGCACUGUUGGAAGAGAAGGAAGCAUCCGAUGCCAUGCAGGAGACGCUGCAAGCACGCAUCGAUUCACUCCACCAGAUCAUCUCUGAGUUCCAAGCUUCAGAAGAGAGCCUCAAAGCAGAGCAUCAGGAUCUCACAGAACGGUUGCGAAUCAUGGAAUCUGCGCCUGUUGAAGUUCCAUCAAACGAUGAACUCGUCCCUACCAUUGCCGCUCUCUUUGCCGCUGUGCACCAGAAACGCGUACACCAAUCAAGGAACGAACGACUUGAUGCCGAAAUUACCGCCCUUCGAUCCUCGUUAGGCUCGAAAUCCCACGAUCUUCAGAUCGCCAUCGCGACCAUCGAAGCCACCACCGUUGAACGUGCUGCAGUCCAGGCAGAGCUCGUCUCUCUUAAAGAACAGCAGUCUCAAUCAGCCACGGCACUUGUUGCCAGCCAAGCCAAGGUACAGAAACUUUCCGAGGAACUGUCCACAGCGCGCACGGAGGUUGAGAUCAUGCUGGAGCGCGUUUCCAAGGUUCAGUCAUCCACGAACAUGCGUUCCGAGGAAGCACAGGAAAAACUCGAGCUAUUGGAGAAGACUAGUCAAGAACUGCAAGCUCGCCUGACAGCCGCUGAAGAAGAGCUCCAAGCGGCUGUGGAAGUUCGUAAGCAGCUUGAGGAGGAGCGGGAACGCCUCCGAGCAGACUUGCGUGAGCUUGACGCAACUCUCAUCAGCGCACAGCAGGAAGCAGCCGAAAGCAAGAUUCACGAAGCCUUUGUGGGUGCUCUCCAAAUUCAGCUGGAGGAACGGGAGAAGGAACUUGCCACAGUGCGUGAAAGCAACGCUGCCGAGCUGGCUUCGGAGCGUGAGGCGGCGAAUGCUCAGACGCAGGAGCUCACCGAUACAGUUGCCGCACUUGAAAGCACGAUUACUGCGCUCGAAUCCAAGACGGCGGAUCUCGAGACCUUCCGCCAGAAAGCAGGAGAGUUCGACGGACUCAACCAACAGAUGAAGAUCAACCAUCAAGCUCAUAUGGAGGAGACGAAGAGUUUGAGGGAAGAGCUUGUGGCCGCUGGAGACCGCGCAACUGCAGAGAUGAGUAGAGCAGAGCAGCUUGAACGCCAACUUGUGAACGACGCCCAGGCUGCCAAGCAGGCACAGCAAGAAUUGCAGUCGCAACUGCAUGAAUUGGAGCAACGCGUGAAAGAUGAACAGGCUCUUAAUGCUCAACUCACGGCGGACCUCACAUCGGCCAAGGAGAGCGCGUCGCAGCAGGAACGUGCAAGCGUAUCUCUGCAAUUUGAUACUGCAUCUGCUCAAAGCGACCUCAAGAGGGAGCAGGCUGCGAGAGUAAAGUUGCAGGACCAGAUUGAUCAAAGCAUGAAUGAGAUCACCCGUCUGCAGGCGGAAGUCAAGCUUCUUCGUGACAGCCUCGCGCAUGCGCAGGACGUGGCUGUUGAGGCCGAGCAGAAGCUUGCCGAGGCCGAAUCGCGAACAGCACACGCCAAGUCCUCCGCGCAACUUGUCGAACUCAACUCUCGAAUCGAAGACCUGGAGGCACAGUUGCGGAAGAAAUCCACAGAGGUCGAAGAGGCAGACGACAAGAUGAUCGUGGUGUACAAAGAAAAGAAGAAAUUGGAAAUGAGGGUUGACACGCUCAACAAGAAGCUCACGAGCUUGCAGGCUAAGCUGGUAGCUGCGAAAGAUGCUCCCCCGGCUGCAGCAGUCGCGAGCAAAACACCAGCUACCAAGGCGCCUAUGCCACGGACGGUAUCAGCAAGCUCUGAUCCAUCAGGCCGCAAGAGCCCGGCAAAGGCAUCAGCUACCUUCCCAUCCACAUCGGGGCCUCGUUCCUUCAACCGCACCACCUCUGUUCCGACCAACAUCUUUGGCAAUUCUACCGAUCCGGUGCCUCCACCACCCGCCGCUAGCACGGAGCAGAACACAAGGACGCUCGCUCCCAUCCCUGCACAGAUCUCCCCCAUCCGACCACUACGAGUCCAUCCCAAGCACGUCGACGACCUUGCGCCUAGCCAUAUCAUUGGCCAGAAACGCCCACUCCCGAUUGAGUUCACCGAGCCCAUCAUCGAUAAGGAAUAUGUUCCCGCUCCUGCGCCGACGCCCAAGAGCCCAGCUAGUACGCUACGCAAGUUGAGCAAGAAUCGGACUGGCUUCACCCCCGUUCGCAGCCCAGCGAAGCGGACUGUGAGCGAUAUCACCAACCUUGGUGCGAGUCCUGCACCUUUGGCAAUGAAGCCACGGGUAGUGUCCAAGCCGCUUUCAGAUAUGGGGGAUUAUAGAGCACCUUUGUUGUCGAGUGGAAGGAUGAUGAGCAGCACGAGCGAGGGGUUGUUCAACCAGAUUACGCAAUCUCUGAAGCAGCAUUAGUUUGAGCAGUUGAUUCGCUUUUCUGAUAUUUGCAUAUUCACUCACUUACGCACAUCAUGACAUUUAUUUUCCUGGUUCUGUAUAAGGACCUGUUGUGGGAAUGUAUAUAGCUUUGUAGCCAUAUUGCCUUGAUUUGUACGAUUUUCAG